AUCCAAACCAGGACCUUAAUAAACCACAAGGGGAAAACUGACCUCAGACCAGCGUUUAAACCCCACGUCUUCCUGCCCAGAUACUGACUCUCCGUCCAGAGUUCCUCUGUGCUCCAGCCGUCCAUCCGUCCAUCCGCACCCCAGCCAGCUAGCCAUGGGUCUGACGAGCGAGGACAUGGAGUGCUGCAUCUGCCUCCAGCCCUACUCUCGCAUGGAGAAGAUCCCUCGGAUGCUCCACUGUAAGCACACAUUCUGUGGGCCGUGCUUGCAGACCAUGUCCAGUCUCCAGAGCGGCCUGCUUACAGUACGCUGCCCCCUGUGCCGCUGGAUCACCUGCACCGGGCCCAUCCUCACCCUGCGGGGGUCGCUGUGGGUUAACACUGAGAUCUGGGACCAGAUACUAGACAGACAACAGGAAGAGGAGGAGGAAGAGGAGGAGGAGGAGGAGGAGGAAGAGGAGAAAGAG
Molecule: messenger RNA, 466 nt
Organism: Coregonus clupeaformis (lake whitefish)
Lineage: Eukaryota; Metazoa; Chordata; Actinopteri; Salmoniformes; Salmonidae
Product: E3 ubiquitin-protein ligase RNF186-like
Biological process (GO): protein ubiquitination
Molecular function (GO): ubiquitin protein ligase activity
Source: RefSeq, a predicted model, not a curated record